UAUGUGAUGGGAUGUUAGGUGAUGUUACACACUGUAGAUGAGCCAGGAUGUUAGAUGUGUUUAUUUGUAUGUGCUGGGAUGUUAGGUGAUGUUACACACUGUAGGUGAGCCAGCAUGUUAGAUGUGUUUAUUUGUAUGUGCUGGGAUGUUAGGUGAUGAUACACACUGUAGGUGUGCCAGGAUGUUAGAAUUGUGUAUUUGUAUGUGCUGGGAUGUUAGGUAAUGUUACAUACUGUAGGUGAGCCAGGAUGUUAGAUGUGUGUAUGUGUAUGUGCUGGGUUGUUAGGUGCUGUUACACACUGUAGGUGAGCCAGGAUGUUAGAUGUGUGUAUUUGUAUGUGCUGGGAUGUUAGGUGAUGUUACACACUGUAGGUGAGCCAGGAUGUUAGAUGUGUGUAUUUGUAUGUGCUGAGAUGUUAGGUGAUGUUAUAUACACAAUGUAGGUGAGCCAGGAUGUUAGAUGUGUGUAUUUGUAUGUACACACUGUAGGUGAGCCGGGAUGUUAGAUGUGUGUAUUUGUAUGUGCUGGGAUGUUAGGUGAUGUUACACACUGUAGGUGAGCCAGGAUGUUAGAUGUGUGUAUUUGUGAUGCAGGUGGAUAGCUACAUCUGCCACAUGUGUGGCCGUGGAGACGGGGACGAGUACAUGCUGCUCUGUGAUGGUUGUGACGACGCCUUCCAUACCUACUGUCUGAUCCCACCCCUACAAGAGGUCCCUAAAGGGGAUUGGCGAUGUCCUCGGUGCAUUCAACAGGUGUGCGGUAAACCACAGGGUCCCUAUGGGUUUGAACAGGCAAAGAGAGAGUACAGUCUGCAGUCCUUUGGAGAGAUGGCAGAUCAGUUCAAAUCCAACUACUUCAGUAUGCCAGUGCAUAUGGUCAGCUGCGAGGCAGUGGAGAAGGAGUUCUGGCGCCUGGUAAACUGUAUUGAGGAAGAUGUGUGUGUACAGUAUGGUGCUGAUAUCCACGCGGCCGACAUGGGCAGUGGCUUCCCCACCAAGGACAAUAAAGACAUGUUCCCUGAAGACGAGGAGUACAUUAAUUCUGGUUGGAACCUGAACAAUCUACCUGUUCUAGAACAGUCAGUUCUCUGCCACAUCAAUGCUGACAUCUCUGGAAUGAAGAUUCCCUGGUGUUAUGUUGGGAUGUGCUUCUCCAGCUUCUGUUGGCACAAUGAGGACCACUGGAGCUACUCUAUCAAUUAUCUCCACUGGGGUGAGCCUAAGACAUGGUAUGGGGUUCCGGGCGAGUGUGCCGACCAGUUCGAGGAUGCCAUGAAAGCCAAUGCUCCCGAGCUGUUUGAGCAUUCACCAGAUCUGUUGCAUCAAUUGACCACCAUUAUGAACCCAAAUAUACUCAUGGACAUGGGUGUUCCGAUUGUUAGAACCAACCAGCACGCUGGAGAAUUCAUUGUUACCUUCCCACGGGCCUAUCACGCUGGAUUCAACCAAGGCUACAACUUUGCGGAGGCAGUCAACUUCUGUCCAGCUGACUGGCUACCCAUUGGUAGGGCCUGUAUUGACCACUACAGAAGCUUGAAUCGCCAGUGUGUCUUCUCCCAUGAGGAGUUGGUGUGUAAGAUGGCUGCUGAUCCUGACAACCUUGACCUCAAGGUCGCUGCUUGUACCCACCAUGAUUUACUGGGAAUCGUUGAGAAGGAGAAACAGCUACGCAAGAAGCUUCUAGACAGAGGUACCAUGGAGGCUGAGCGUGAGGCAUUUGAGUUAUUACCUGAUGAUGAGAGGCAAUGUGACUCAUGUAAAACAACCUGUUUCCUGUCGGGAGUCACCUGCCCUUGUAGUCCUAACAAGCUGGUGUGUAUUCAUCAUGUGGAGAUGCUGUGCGAUUGUGACCCGUCACGUCACUGCCUCCGCUACAGGUACACACUGGACGAGCUCCCAGCCAUGCUGUACAAACUCAAGGUUCGCGCAGAGUCCUUUGACAACUGGACUAGCAAAGUGGGCGAGGCAUUGGAAGCCGCAGGGGAUGAUCGACUGGAAAUAAGCGAGCUGAAGGAGCUAAUUAUGGAGGCCGAGGAGAAGCGGUACCCCGACACGGAGCUGCUGCACACCCUUGUUGAUGCUGUGGGCGAAGCGGAGAAAUGUGCCAGUGUUGCCAAUCAGCUGGUCUCAAAGAAAGUCCGUACCAGGAACAGACAAUCUAUGGAAGGGAAAUACAUAGCCAAGCUCAGUUUAGACGAGUUGAAUUGUUUCUAUGACCAAGUCUACAACUUACCAUGUAUUAUCAAAGAAGCCAAACUGAUCAAGGAACUGCUGGACAAAGUGAUCGAAUUCCAAAGAGACGCCCAAGAUGCAUUAGAGGCUGAUACCCCUGAUUCAGAAAAAAUAGAACAGCUGAUCGACUUCAGUGUUACACUUGAUGUUGACUUGCCAGAAAUACCAAGACUCAAACAGGUUCUACAACAAGCCAAGUGGCUGGACGAGGUACGUCUGACACUGCGAGACCCUCUGAAUGUCACCCUGGAUGUGAUGAGAGAACUGAUGGAGUCUGGUGUUGGCCUAGCCCCACAUCCUGCCGUAGAGAAAGCCAUGGCAGAGCUCCAGGAGCUUCUCACCAUCAGCGAGCGAUGGGAGGAGAAAGCCAGGAUCUGCCUACAGGCCAGACCUCGUCAUGUGAUGGCUACCCUGGAGGCCAUUAUUAAUGAAGCAAAGGGGAUUCCCGCCUACUUGCCAAAUGUAACUGCUCUAAAAGAUGCCCUAAGGAAAGCCAAGGACUGGACAGUGAGGGUGGAGAAUGUGCAGAAUUCUGACUCGUACCCCUACCUGGACAUCCUGGAGACGUUGGUCAACAAGGGCCGGCCCAUCCCUGUCCGUCUGGACCAGCUACCACAGGUCGAGUCUCAGGUAGCUGCUGCCAAGUCCUGGAGGGAGAGGACUGCCAGAACAUUCCUCAAAAAGAACUGUACCUACUCCCUCCUAGAGGUGUUGUCUCCCCGAGCUGACAUCGGCAUCUAUAGUGGAGGUAAAAACAAAAAGAAAAAGUUCAAGGAGGGCGAGAAGGAAAAGAAGGAUGUUGAAACCAAUAACAACAACCUCGACAUCAAGAUAGAAGACCAGCGAGACCCAGCAGCUAUUGUGGCAGCAUUUAAAGUGGCCGAGCAGAAGGAGGUGGACUGUAUGUGUGAGCUGAGGGAUAGGAAUGUGAGCAAGAUCAAUCAGGAGGGGGAGGAAGUCAAGUACUGUGUGUGUCGGAAGGGAGCCUCAGGCUUCAUGUUACAGUGUGAACUCUGCAAGGACUGGUUCCACGGCACAUGUGUACCACUUCCGAAAUCUGCAAAUAUGAAAAAUAAGUCGUCUCAGGCAGCAGCUGUACAGGCUGCCAAAGAUCUCAAGUUUUUAUGUCCCCAGUGCUUAAGGUCGCGACGCCCUCGACUAGAGACAAUACUUUCACUCCUCGUAUCCCUCCAGAAACUUCCAGUGCGCUUGCCAGAGGGGGAGGCCCUUCAGUGUUUAACAGAACGUGCCAUGGCCUGGCAGGACCGUGCCCGCCAAGCUCUAACCACAAGUGAACUCGCCUCAGCUUUGGCUAAACUCAGUGUGUUGAGUCAAAGAAUGGUGGAACAGGCGGCACGCGAAAAAACUGAGAAAAUUAUAAACGCAGAACUGCUUAAAGCUGCUAAUAAUCCAGAGUUACAGGGACAUUUAGCCAGUGUAACUCAAAGUGCUUUUGGUGGGACUGCGGGAGGUGGGGGUGGGUCUGCUAGUGCAUCCUUGUCUGGGAAGCAUUCAGAUUCUGGGAACUUCAGUUUGGAGGCUGAAAACUCAUUUACAAUUCCAUUGUCACCUCAGUCGUCACAUAACUCGGACGACAUUCAGAUGGAGGUGGAGGUGAUCAGUUCAGCACAACAGCAACAAAACCACAGUGGCAUGUCAGAGCAUGCUUAUUCUUCAGCCUCCAAAACCAGUAACAAUGCAUCACCACGUAAACACCAGAGAAAGUCGCCGCUGGUGGCCCGGACCCUUGAGGCCCCGGUCCUGGAGCUUUCAAGCACGGCCAAGAGUCAACUAGAGGAACUGAUGAUGGAAGGAGACCUUCUGGAAGUGUCACUGGAUGAGACACAGCACAUCUGGAGGAUCCUACAGGCCUGCCAGCCUAGGGCAGACCACAAGUUCCUUGAACUAGAGGACAGUAAGGAUAACAUAACCAGUAUUCCCAUCAGCAGCGAGCGUGAAAAGCUGCAGAUCAAGAUAAAGAAGGAGAAAGACCCUGAGAAGAAAAAGAAGAAAAGGAAGAAGUUAGAGGAUGGGACAGAAGUGAAGAUGAAGAAGAGCAAAGAAGUGAAGGAGGUAGCUGAAGCAGGUGCUGGGGAAGCAGGAGGAGGAGGAGGAGGGGGCGGUGGAGGAGGAGGAGGAGGUGUUGCUGCCAUGAUGAAGGUCAAGAAAAUCAAAAUCAAGAAAGAGAAAGACCCCAUCAAGGAAAAGAAAGUAGCUAAGGACCUAGACAACAUGGAAAUUGCUGCAAGCAUGGACAUAUCAACUAUAGCAUCGGAGGCUGAAAAGAUAAAGAAGGCUGGAGAGAAAGCCGACAGAUUAAAGAAAUUAGGAGAGGAGAAACUGAAGAAGAAAAAAAUGAAAGUAGUUAAGAAAGAAGGAGUAGUAGUGGUCGAGGAGCUCAUCAAAAAGAAGAGAAUGAAACCGAAAGUAAAACGGGAAAGGAAAGGGAAGGGAAGUCUGGUCAGGCACGACGAUGAUAAAGACGAUGAGAAUGAUGAUGACUGUGCUGCAACCAAAUGCCUCAAACCAACAGGUGAAGAAGUGAACUGGGUACAGUGUGAUCGCUGUGAGGAUUGGUACCACCUUCUGUGUGUAGGCUUAGGGGCAGAGGAGAUCUCGGAGGACGAGGAGUAUCAAUGCUAUAGGUGUAGAAAUCUACACUGCUCCGACUCCUAUGUUCCCCCUGUCACCUCAGACCCUCGCUUCCCCCAUAGCAUGGACUCCCAGGCUCCUGACAACCAAGUGCCAGUCAUCAAAUCAGAACCACAGGACCUGACUUGUCACGAGUCAAUGGAUCUUACAAUGGACACAUCUCCAGUGGACGAGGAGGAGCACACAUCUCUGGUGGACGAUUCAGCCCUCGAGUGUAAUAAUCCUCUCACAGAAAAUACCGAGGACAGUGGUAAGAAUCUCCUCCCUGGGGAAGAGGCUCGUGCUGUUGUUGGUGAAAAGUGCCAGGUUAUGCCAACGGUCUUGGCACAGGACACUGAUGCUAUGGACAUCACGGGGGCGGGGAUACAGGAGGGAUUCUCAGAAUCCACUGAAACGGAGUUUGAGUUAGAGAGUGGUAUUGAAGAAACUGUGAUAGAGGAGGAAUCUGUUGUGGACACUACUAGAGUUGUGAGUGACCCAUCAAUUAAUGACUGUGGUGUAGAGGUGUCUUCCCGAGAUUCAAAUAACAGCACACCUCUCCUUGACAGUGGGCCGAUAGAUAACCUGAUUGAGUCUGUGUCCUGAUUUACCUGUGGGACAGAUCCUAAUAUUUUUGUCCAACCAUCGGUCUGAUUUCCUGAAGUGAUCAGUUCUUAUGAUCUAUCUCCCGAGACUUGUGGUCGAGGAAGUCUGGGCUGUAAUAAUGUACUAGACAGGAUUGAGAGCUUGGCCCUGGGUUCCAUAAACAUCUCAAACCACCAAUCAAGCUAUGCUCUCCGACGGGUUUUUACCAUUGAAAUAGUACAUGACGAAAUCAGGGCCAGACUAAAUAUUAACCAGAAAUCACACUUUGUGAAUUACUAGUCCUAGACUUUCUGUGAAAGCCAAGCUUCUGUUGGUAACACAUAUAUUGAUGAAAUGGAUCGAGAGGAGAAACAUACAUAUUACUUUGGUGUGUGUGAAACAAAGCUAAGGCAAUAGUUGUGUACAGCCAGUUUUAUGGAUGUUGUUCCUCAGUAUUUGUAUACAUAUUUCUUCACAUACCUCAUCGAUUCUAUAAAGUGAAUACUUCACUUCUGUGUUCUAUCUGUCACACUACACCAUUGGGAGUUUGAAUCUGUAUUCUAUAUUGUAAAGGGAUUUUUUUUUUUAUAUAGCGAAACUAUUAUUUCAUGGUUGUUUUUUUUGAAGCAUCUGUUUUCCGAUUUUUUUUCUUCAAUAAUAAAGGUCAAUUUGGAUGUUUUGGGUUGUGAAAUGAUUUUCAUUUGUGUUUCUUUCUGUAAAUGACCAUUUUCAAACAUGUUUCAGCUAAAAUAAGAUGUACUUAAAGUUAUGAACCUUUUAAGCUCCCAUGAGAACAAAUCAAUUAACGCAUGCGUUAGUUCUUUAAAUGAUUCCUUCUUCAACUUAUUAAGAAUUACAAACUUAUUUUCUUGGCGCGGGCAUCAUGUAGAUACUUAAAUAUUAUUUGAUUGAAGUAAUGCUUUAUUUUCUCAUAUGUCAAAGAGUAAUUUUAUUUAUGUAUAUUGUGAAUAUCACAUUCAGAUUCUUGACUAAAUCAUAGUUGAAUUUGCAGAUAUGCUUAAGGACUUGCUUAACAAGAAACAUCGACAAGGACUUGUAAAAUCUGAGAAAAGUCAGUUUAAGUCUUUUUCCAGGCACAUGCAUGUGAUAUCAGUUUAGAAAAUUUGCUGUAAAAGUUUUCUUAAAAAAAUACAGAGCGAGGCAGUUAAGUGAUAAUGUAUCAAGAACUAUAAAUUAUAAAAUACCGGUAUGACAAUUGGUGAAUAAAAGGAAUACAUGUAUAAAACAGUUAUCACUUUUUUGCUUAUUGGAUCUUUAAAUGUUGGGUGUGGGUAGUACUGUUUUCCAAUGUCUCAAAGUUUAGGAAAUAGCUCAUGUUCACUUAGAUUUAAAAACGAUGAUGAAAACAAGUGGUUCAAAUUUUUCCAGAAUAUUGGGGAAAAAAUAUUGUCGAAAUUCAAAUUCAAGAAAAAUGUUACUUUUAAUAAAAGUCAUCAGGGUAAUAUGUAUUAGAAUUUUCUCCCUAAAAAGUUUGCGAUAUAUAAUUUUCUAUGACACAGAUGGAUGGUAGUAACUUGUACUUUCUGCGUACUCUGAUAAGUCCGAAGGCUAGAAACUAUAUGAGUUUGUCUAAAGGAGCAUUUCUCAAAGACUAGUAUGAUGACUUCAAAAUGAGAAAAUAUGAUUUGUCUGUAAAAUUGAUUUGGAAUCUUAAUUUAUUUCGUGCUUACUUUAUUCCGCUUUGUAAAUGCUUUGUUAUAUAUAUAUAGAUAUAUAUAUAUAUUUGCACCUGAACAUUGCUGUAUAAAGCUGUUGUCCAUGGAAUUACAUUGUGACAGAAUAGUAUGUGCAAUGUUUUUUGUUGUUGACCUUUUUUAUUAGUUUAUGUUGACAUAUUUAAAACUGUAAUUUAAAGUCUGAAAUGCUUUACAUUGUUGUCAAAAUAGGUGAUGAUUUUUUUGCAAGUAAAGUCGAGCAAUCAAAUGUUUUUUAUUUUUCAAACUCCCUUUACAGUCUAAUGUUUGAUCUAGGAAGCUGUUGGUUAUUAAUGGUUUCUAGAUUUUAUUUUAUGAAGAAACAUGACGGAAUCAUGCAUGGAAAAGAAACACACUGGUUAAUCUUUUCUCUCAUUUUUUGUUUGUUAGUAAACAAUUGGGUACUUAUGUUAAUGUGAACACGUUAAAAUUAAUUCGAUAAUUUGAUGAGGAACAGUCAGUAUUAAAUAAGUAUAAAUCUUACUACUGAAAGUAUUUUGGUAAUGUUAUGUCAUUUAUUUCCAUUUCUAAAUUGAAACUUCAAAAUUAUUUAACCAAUAGUGUGGCAGAAUUAUUUGUAUCAUUUUCAGAUUUCUAUUGCAUUGUUUUGCCUCUCAAACCGAUUUUGUUCAAAUUAGUUUGUUUUGUUAUUUGACCUUUAGUUCAUGUUUAUUUCCACUGUUCUGAUAUAGUAUGUUCCGUUUAUAUACGUUCAUGAAGUUUGUGUAAGUAAGCAUUAUGUUGUAAAGAUUGUUAUUCCUUACAUUUUGAUUUGAACUUAAGAUUAAAUAACAUUUCUAAUUCACAAAACCAAAUCAUCUUUAUCUACUUUGGACCUCACAGAUACUGUCUUACCUUCCCAAGAACCUUUCCUAUAUUUGCAGUAUUCAGAAGCUUGCCUUGUUAAAAACCUUUUUGUUACGUACAGGAAGCAUGUGGGACGUAACCAAAGUUGUACAAUUUCAACCAAAAUAUUUAUGAUAAUGGUUUGUAUCGGCUUGAUAUCACUGAAUGGCCUUCCUGUAUCACCUUGACCAUGUACUGCUUAAUACAUGGUGAUUCUGAACUAUGUAACUGUUAUUAUUAAAGCAUAUUGUUCACUCAAAGUGAAAGAUUUCAAGGUCAAGGUCAUUGUUAGACUGCUCAUAGGAAGUCAAAUCAUGAUGAGUAGGGAUUUAAUGUUGAUAACCUUUACAGCUUGUAUUCAAUAACUGAUAAUGACAUGGAAAAGUAGUAAAUAAAGGAAAGAUUUCUGAAAAAACCCUGAUGAAAUGUAAUUGGCACUAAUAUUAAAUAUGCAUUAUUUGUAUGUUCAGGAGAAGAAAUGUAUAUAUAUAGUUCUGAAUUAUCAUUGUCUAUAUAUCACGUACAUAGCUGAACGUAUACCAUGUGAGUAGACUUGUAUAUGCUGACAAAAGUGCUUUGUGGAUAAGGCUUUAAUAUCGGUGUAUGAUCUUGUAGAAUAUCAUCUGUUGUAUAAAUAGUCCAAUUCUGUAACAUUUUGUCACAUUGCAGAAAUGCAUCCAAAAACAUAAUAAAUUUUAUUGACAUUGUCAAUACAUAUA
Molecule: messenger RNA, 8728 nt
Organism: Mizuhopecten yessoensis (Yesso scallop)
Lineage: Eukaryota; Metazoa; Mollusca; Bivalvia; Pectinida; Pectinidae
Product: lysine-specific demethylase 5A-like
Exons: 24
Coding region: 574-5469 (1631 amino acids)
Biological process (GO): chromatin remodeling
Cellular component (GO): nucleus
Molecular function (GO): histone demethylase activity
Source: RefSeq, a predicted model, not a curated record